Messenger RNA from Gongylonema pulchrum, 321 nucleotides. The record is from the annotation of a GenBank genome assembly. Lineage: Eukaryota; Metazoa; Nematoda; Chromadorea; Rhabditida; Gongylonematidae.
AUGUCUGCUGCUCUGUUCCAAGCCUAUCUUCCGAUCCUUUUUCUUUCAGCGAGUUCCCAGUCAGAAGAAGCCUGGAAUGAAACACUUCUUACCCCAGAAAGAAGUUUUGAGCCUGUGGCUGAAGAUUCACAUGAGCUAGACGAGAGAAUUGAUAUAGCAGAUUGCGCAGAACAGCCGUUUAUUCGAUUAGAAAAUAUUCAGGGCCUAGAAAUACCGACAGUUUCUUGUGAUUUUACAGACCAGCAAUCAUCUAGACAUGUGGAUUUUGCGGUGCCAGAUCAGCUGGUCGCUGCAAUCCAAGCAGGGACUGAUCCGGGAUAG